CAGCUUUCCACACAUAGGAAUACAUAGAAGGAAAAUGUCCUCACAAAAAUCAGAUUUUCAUAAUAAUUCGUGACGCUGAGUAAAACUUUACACGGCCCAGAAAUACGGAUUCAACUUCAACUGAAGAUGGAGCGACGAAAGCGAUCGGCCAAUCAGGAGCCAGUCAUUGUUCUGGAUGAGGAGGAGAAAAUGGAGCCAAUUCACAAACUGCUGAAACUUGACCGUGACAAGGUCAAAACUAUCCAAUCAGAGAUGAGAACAAAAGGCCUCGUCCUGUCACAAACCUGGUCUGAUUUGUACAGUUUGAUGUCGCGAUACCAGGCUGAACUCAUUACAAGAGAGGAUCAGUUAAUUGACAUUGAAAGUCAGCUUGAUGCUCAAAGAAAUAUUGCCAGAGACAAUGAGUUAGAAAGAAUGAAGUUACAGAUGCAGGCAAAGGACAGGGAAAUUAAAACUAUUCACAUGGACAUGUUAAAUAAGUCUGAGUUACUGGUGAAAACGCAGAAUGAACUUGGGCGAGUGAAAUGCCUUCUGCGAUCAAAGGAUGAUUUGAUUCGGAAACUUCAGUGUGAGGUGAAGGUGGAAGAAGACUCUGUGAUGGCCGGUGAUUCUCCUGCAGAACAAGUCUCAACAAAGACUGCCACGUCUGCGACCAGUUCAUCUGGGACAGGGACAGACACAAGUUCCCUGAUUAUUGAACAAACACAUUUAGAAGAACAUGUUCAAACAAACUUUUCACGUUCAGGGAGUGAUGACUCUGGUACAGGUGCUGAAAAAACUGAUGCAAAAUAUCAAGUCUCUUCAUCAAAUGAUGAAGAGACAGACUCAUUCUUGCCAUUGGAGUCUGACGUGGCAACUAUAAACAUUCCUGGACAGGAUAGUGGCGUGUUAGAGGAGGUGCAGCCUGGGACAUCGGCGACAGAUGACACAGGACAGGUACGGCAACCAAACAAGGACCCACCAAGCACAACCAGCAGCAGGAACGAGUCAUUCACUAUAACCAAGAGCCUCCCAACACCUGAGAAACACAAACCCAUCAAACCAUGGAGGAAAGACCACCUGGUGACACCCUACUCUCACACCAUUGGAUUACACUCGAUAUACCCACGGUCACGGGUCCCCGUCUCACAGAUCGGUAUCCCAGAAUUCCGUCCUAGAGCUGCGUGGGAUUUCCUGAAGAAGGAACAUAAAUGCAGCCACUGUGGGAAAGUGUUCUCACGCAAUUAUAACCUGCAGCGUCACAUCCGGAUCAUGCACCGCGGCGACCGACCGUAUGGAUGCCACAUCUGUGGGCGCCGUUUCUCGCUGAAACAUAACUGGCAGAAACACACCAUGACGCAUCAUUUGGACGAGGCAGGGAGGCUGUGUUUGUUGGAGCAGGAGCAUGAUGAGGAGACGGACGAGAUGUCGGGGCAGUGUAAGGUUGAAUCACCGGAGAGCUCGCAUGAUUCGGGGGAAGAAGGAAUUGCAACAUAGGGGUGCAUGAGGAAAAGUUAGAAAGAUUGCAUGUUUAUUAUAACUAUACUAAUAAGACUGUUAAUCGUUCAGAGACUUCGUGAAAUCAUAUCUCAAUUUUACAGUUUGAUAAAUUCAGGUACAAGUCAGUGAGUUAAUAUAGGAAUGCCAGAUUAUGCCAGUCAGUUUGAAGUACCAUAUGUUUACUGUGAUUUAUAUUGAAGUUGCUGUGAAUUUUUGUUCUAGAUUUAUGUCGACAUUCAAUUCUGUUUUUGCAUAUCCUCCAUAUACAUUUGUAGUUUAUACAUGUUAAAAUUGCUAGUUGUAAUGUUAUGGGGCAACAUGUGCAUUGUUAGAUGGUACUUGUUUCUUCAGUAAAGGUGAUAUUUGUGAUGUAGUUUAAUGGAAUUACAACAUAUGAGUCAGAGGUACACCCUCCGGAUUAGCUGAGGGGGGGGGGGGUGGUCAGUUAGCGUGAAUGGGCUUAACCUCUCAGUGAUUCUAAUUAGUCUCCCUGUGAUAGUGUCUCUCUUUGAAUUAGUUGGCAUCAAUGCGGGUUAACGAGUUGUGAUAUAUUGGAAAUGAAUGGAGUUAGCAAAGGGUAUUAAAAAUUGUAUUGAUGUUAUUCACUGUAACUCUAGUUCACUGUCAGAUGCAUCUUCUGGCCCCUGUAAGAUGUCAAUUAUCACAAUUCCUUGAGUCAAGUUGUAUUUAUUGGUUGAGUAUGAUGUGAUUAAUAACCUUGCUGUUGUAGGACUGUGAUUGAGGUGAAGGUCGUUAUCGAACCAUGUUGUUCAGCUGAGAUUGUUAAGAUAAUGUUAGUUAGAUUUUGUGGCAAAAUAGUUAUCUCUGAAGCACAUGUAGGUAACUAUCAAGAUUAGUUAUCUCUGAAGCACAUGUAGGUAACUAUCAAGAUUAGUUAUCUCUGAAGCACAAGUAGGUAACUAUCAAGAUUAUUUAUCUCUGAAGCACAUGUAGGUAACUAUCAAGAUUAGUUAUCUCUGAAGCACAUGUAGGUAACUAUCAAGAUUAUGAAAAAAUGUCAAGUAAAUUUAAGACACAUCAGCACAUCUAAGCCAAUACCACAACCCACCAAGACAAAUGGCUCCUGUUGAUAAGGACUGACAUUGGAAUGGUUCUAAUUGGAGUAGUCAGGGUCACAUGAUGGACAGGACUAACUAAAGUUAACAGCAGAAGGUUGUUCGGUUGUGCAUGCAGGGUAAUGUAAAAGGUCUUGAGGUUAUAAGUUGUCUAUUAAGUUUUACAUAAGUUUAAAUUACUCAUGACUGAAAUCUGUACCUAUUUUAAGUUAUGCUUGUUGUGUUCCAAUGAUUUGUUUGUAUAAUUAUGUUAAAUCAUAGUGUUGAUGUUAUUUAUAUUU
Lineus longissimus is the source of this 2836-nucleotide messenger RNA. Its product is annotated as zinc finger and BTB domain-containing protein 17-like. NCBI's taxonomy places the organism in Eukaryota, Metazoa, Nemertea, Pilidiophora, Heteronemertea, Lineidae. Gene Ontology annotation, molecular function: DNA-binding transcription factor activity, RNA polymerase II-specific; RNA polymerase II cis-regulatory region sequence-specific DNA binding; transcription corepressor activity. The record is from RefSeq and is a predicted model, not a curated record. The transcript has 4 exons. Gene Ontology annotation, biological process: negative regulation of Notch signaling pathway; positive regulation of neuron differentiation; regulation of transcription by RNA polymerase II. Bases 127 to 1476 code for a protein of 449 amino acids. Gene Ontology annotation, cellular component: nucleus.